UAACUGUUGGCCCGGAAUCAGCUGUCUUUUGUUUUUAAAUUUGUUUUGAUAAAACUUUCACUAUAAAUUAUGAUUUAACAGGAGGCAAAAUCUAUAGCUAGAAUUUAAACAGGUGACAAUGCUGAGGCUGUGCCUUCCGCCCCGGACCGGAGUGCCCUAUAGGCGUAAUUUCUCACACGAAAAGAAAACACGACCAAAAAAGCAAGAAACGCACUAUGAGGUACUAAACAUAUCUGACGACAGCAGUAGCCAAGACGUCCGAAAUGCUUUUGUUAAGCUUUCCAAGUUGUACCACCCGGAUGUCAAGAGCAAUGCAGAUAGUCCUGAGAGGACGGCUCGGUUUCUACAAAUAUCGGAGGCAUACCAGACUCUGAUAAAGCCACAGCUACGACGAAACUACGACGAUAGCCUGCUGUGGCAGCCAACGCGCUCGGAACGCAGUCCGGUGGACGAGAAUGGCAAUCCCAAUCAACCGUGGGAUAUCAAGCCCAACUUUGACCCAAAUCCAGGACCCUAUUAUGGCAUCAAGGGAGUGAAACGUGUCUCCAAUUGGCAGGUUGCCUUGGUAUUAAUGGCUAUUGGGGUCAUAGGAGCUUUCUUCGGAUUUACGUCUGUCAAGCACUCCUUCGACCUGAGUCGUCAAAUCCAGGACGAGGUAUCGGCAAAUGCCGUUUCCCACCACGCCGCCGUCGUGGCAGAUGCCCAGAAAUAUGGGAACGAAGAGCAGGUGCGCCGCAUGAUCGAUCGCAUGGCGCGGAGUCCGCUCAACCAGACGACUUCUAAGUAGCAGUUUUUUUUAUUUGAUUUAGCAAAAUUAAACGUGAAAGCAGAUAGA
This is a messenger RNA of Drosophila ananassae, 835 nucleotides long. Its product is annotated as dnaJ-like protein 60. The record is from RefSeq and is a predicted model, not a curated record. The transcript has 4 exons. Bases 119 to 787 code for a protein of 222 amino acids. NCBI's taxonomy places the organism in Eukaryota, Metazoa, Arthropoda, Insecta, Diptera, Drosophilidae.